Molecule: messenger RNA, 12718 nt
Organism: Ochlerotatus camptorhynchus
Lineage: Eukaryota; Metazoa; Arthropoda; Insecta; Diptera; Culicidae
Gene: btv
Product: beethoven
Exons: 14
Coding region: 22-12528 (4168 amino acids)
Biological process (GO): cilium assembly; cilium movement involved in cell motility; intraciliary retrograde transport
Cellular component (GO): axoneme; 9+2 motile cilium; cytoplasmic dynein complex
Molecular function (GO): minus-end-directed microtubule motor activity; dynein intermediate chain binding; dynein light intermediate chain binding
Source: RefSeq, a predicted model, not a curated record
CAUGUUAAAAUAGUGUAAAAAAUGGCAAAUAGGCAAAAAUUCAUACACGACACGGCAGUUGAAUUUUUCAAUGCAACCUCGACGGAGAACGUGGAGGUCAUCAAGGACUUCCUGGACAACGACGAUGUCACCAUUCUGGCGGCCGUCUCCAUCGACGGUGAAGUCCUGUUCCAGAAUGCCGUACCCGUCGACGAACACUACGCUCUACUAUUCUACAAAAUCCCCAAUCUGGACUACCACAACCAAAACAGCCAACCUAAAAUCGGUAUGCUCACCCUGGAAGGAGGCUUAGCAAAAUCCAUCUACAACUCCCUACAGCGGGUAUUCUCGCCGUACAUCCUGAAGAAAUCCGAAUACCCGAACGAAGUUAAAACGAUCCUCCAGAAUCUACACUCCAAUCUGGGUCUGUCACUUGGUUUAACCGAAUCCGGAAUCCUCUCCAUUCAAGAUGAAAUCAACUUUUGGCAACAGAAAACUCGUACCCUACCGACCAAGUCCGAUCGAGAAGCUGCCAAAUCCUUUUCCACCAUCCUGGAUAAGAUAAAUCAGCAUUUGAAGGAAGGCGCAGAAUCUAGCCUUACUCAGCUGGAUGAGUUCAUCGACGUCUGUCAAUCGCAUCUGGAUGAAAUAUGGCGACUUCCGAAUCACUACCCGCAAAAUCGCAUGGGCAGCAUCUUCGAUUUGAUAUCAUCUCACGUGGUCAACACCUGCACCGAGCAUCUUACCGACCUGGACGUCUGGGACGUGGGAUCGAUCUACCUGGAUGAAGCCAUCAACCAUGUCAAGGAGACGCUGGAUUCUUGGUAUCAAACAUUCGACAGCCUGACUCGGCUCUUCUGGCCGAACUACGAACUGCACGCCUGGAUUGGGGAACCGUACAGCUCCAAACAACUGGACAAGUUUCGAUCGCGAUUCAACGAGAUAUUGGAGAUCAAGAACUGCAAGGACCUGCUGUACGCCCUCUUCUUCGACAAUGAUGAAUACUUCCUUCACAUUAGCGAUAUUGCGGAACCCUUCAAAGACAUCAACAUCUACGACUUGACACCGCUUGGCAACAAACGCUGGGAAGUGGCCAAGUCCCGCAUGGAGACAUCUCUUGCCAAAGUGGACGAAAACGUCGUCGCCAUCCUGAAGCAGCAGAUCUACGAAAGCAUCGGAAACCCUCGGCAGGCAAUUCACGUGUUCAACCGCUACAAAGACAUCUUCAACCGACCGUACGUUAUGAAGGCCCUGACGGCCGAACGGGAACAGCUGUUCCAAAGCGUCCCGAUGAUCAUACGUGAACUGCGGGAACUGCUAGCGUCUGCCAACUACACCGAAGACGACGUUUCGCCAAUCGUUUCCGAAACGCGGUGGUACCGGGUGGUUGAGCAGCAAAUCGGUCAACUGGAAGCAGUGGCCGAGAAGGUGCUGAGCGAUCGUGAGGCUUUUGAAGGCGUUCUAAAAAAGAUUACCGGUUUUCGGGAAGAGAUCCAGGCCAUGAUCCGCGCCAAUUUCGAGAGUUGGACAGAGAAUUCAAUGAGUGCCAUUCGUGAGGGGGAAUUGAGCCUCCGUGAAAACCAACCGGUGGUGAUCUUCGACAAAACCGAGCGGCAGCUCAUGAAGGUCACAUUUGGACCGAAGAUUGUCACAUUCUGCGACGAAGCUCGACAUCUACAAAACCUGGGCCUGAAGCUGAAUCCAGAAAUUCAGAAGAGCAUAAGCCACUCGAUGAAAUUCAUAUCCUAUGCUCGCCGACUUCAGCAGAUUGCAACGUUCCACAAUACGAUCGGCGAUCGGAUGAUUCCCUGCCAGCGACCGAUCAUGCUGAAGAACGCUAUGGAGUUUGCGAAUCUAGUCAAAAGCGAAUCCGUAUCGUGGAACGACGAGGACUCCGUUGAACGAUACAUCAAUAGUCUGCAGGACGCUGUCAAGCGGCUGUCCAAGGACAACAACCAACUUACGGGCUACCACGAGCAAGCCAAGAAAUCCGUGCUUAAGCUGAUGGAAACGGAUCUGAUACGGCAGAGCAACGUGUGGAAAGACGAAAUGCGAAACCUUCGUGAGAUCAUCUUCAAUCUAGAACGGCAAGGCUACACCAACCUGAAUCCAUUCAAACUGCACUGGGAUCACCAGUUGUACAAGGUUCUUGAAUAUCAAUACAUAGCAGGUCUGUUGGAUGUCCAUCAGAAGUUGCCAGACAUCCACGUGGACCUGGUAUUCCGACAGCAGCAUAUACAGUUUCGCCCGACGCUGGAAGAAGUCAAGUCCAAGUACUACUCACAACUACGUCGGUUCAUCGAGAAACCGCUGAGUUUCAAGGGCCUUUCGGAGCAAAGUCCCAACAUCUUCAAGGUGAUGAUCGAGAGAAAUGCCCAACACUUUUCCGUUCUGUACGAAAAGGCGGAGAUUGUAUUUCGAGAAUUGAUCGAGUUCCACGACAGCUGGUUACCGUGGAUAGCUCUCGGAAUGGCCGAUAUGGAACAACUGUGCACUGUCCACUGUACAACGUGGCAAAAUUGGGACAACAACUUCCGAGCAUGUAAGAAAUUCAGUCAGCAGAUUGCCCGUAUCCAGACGUCCGAGAAGGAGAUCGAUUGUUUGAUUGUAAACUACGCACCACUCUGCUCGGAUAUUGACGCCAUCAGUCGCCGCUACUGGGAAGCACUGGCGAACAGCUUGAGGACUUCUAUCUUGGACAACAUCUCCGUGCUUCAAGAAUAUCUAGCCUACUCGUUCCAAGUUCUUCAGAACAUACCACAGGACGAGCUGGGAAUCUCAGAAUCCAGCGCAAAGUACGAGAAGAUUGUGAACGAAUUGCCAAAGAUGACCGAAUUGGUGAAGUCUCUUCAGGGUAAGGAUGGUUGCCUGGCGGGGUGGUGCAAGGAACGAGUAUCAGCUCUGAACGGAAUUCUGACGCAGUGGAAUCAACUGCAACCGCUGAUUGAGAACCAUCAAUCGCUACUGCAAGGACGUUUGGAUAUCAUCAAGGAGAACAUCCUGCGGCAGAUUAACGAGCUGAACGAUGAAGCGGAGAAGUUUUCCAUUCGCUGGGAGUCUACGAUACGGGACUUGGAGACAAAUGAAAACGCAGAUAUGACUCUAUUUCGCGAACGCCAAGGUCAGUGGAAGAGCAUAAUUGAUAAGCGCGAAACGCUACAGAAACAAACGGAAAAAUUCAACAUUAAAGUUCCAGAGGACUUUGACGCAAUAUUCACCAAGCUUGAAUUGGAGAUCACCGCUCAAGGUAAGAACUGGGAGAUCUUCAACAACUUCCUGAAUGACUACGAUACCGUGGCAAACGAGGAAUGGACAAUCUACCGCCGUAGACCGCACAUUCUUACGGAAUUCCUAGCAAAGUGGGAGAAGCCUCUCGAUCAACCACCGAGCGUAGCUAGUUCCCGUAUUGCAUCUACCGUUGAACGGUACAAAUCGGUCCUGCCGCAGCUCAACUCCCUGCAGUCGGACGCUCUUAUCGAGAAACACUGGGCUAAGAUCUGUCAAAUGCUGAAAAUCGAUUCAAAAUCCCAACACGAUCUCUGCCUUGGAGAUGUACUCGCAGUUUCCGAAAAUCUCCAGCAACAACUCAGCGAUAUUCAAUCCAUCGUACGACAAGCAGCUUCCGAGCACGUUAUACGUCAGGCCAUAGUCGAACUGGAACAGUGGAGCGCCACGGCUCUGCUAAAACUGAUUCAGCAUACCGAUUCCAAAGGAUCAACCAUUUCGUUGAUCAAAGACUACACGGAAACCUUGAAUAAGAUCGGCGACAAUCAGUUUCUUCUGCAGUCGGCUAAAAAUUCUGCAUCUUUCGAAUCUUUUUCCGAUCAGGCUGAUAUCUGGGAGGAGAAGCUGAACAAUUUGGACUACAUCAUCACACAUUUGAAUCAGAUUCAGAAGAAGUGGAUCUACCUGGAACCAAUCUUCGGAGUCGGUACACUGAAAAGAGAGGAAGCCGUUUUCAAAAGCAUCGACAAGAACUUCAGAUAUAUCAUGAAGGAAGUGGCCGACGAUCCGAGGGUCGUCUCCGUCAACAAGAUCAACAAUGUUCUUUCGAUCAUAGAAACACUACAAAACCAGAUAUCCCGCUGCCAGAACGCACUAAGCUCGUACAUUACUUCCAAACGAAAUGCUUUCUCUAGAUUCUAUUUUCUCUCAGAUGACGACCUGCUGGAAAUGUUGGGUCAAUCUUCCAAAGAAGCCAUCAUUCAGAAACACAUUCGUAAGCUGUUCCCCGGAAUCUACAAACUAAUCAUCGAGGAAGACGCUUCCGGAAUUGUAGCAUUCUGUAGCGAAGAGGGUGAUGACCUACAGUUGACAAACCCCAUUGCGAUCACGCCUAUUGUCGAGGACUGGUUGAAUACCCUGGUUGUGGAGAUCAAAUCUACCUUGAAGCACCUGAUCAAGAAAUGUCUCCAAGUGGACGCCUUUGAUGAGAGUGCCAUCCACGAAUUUCCAAUGCAGGUAAUAUGCUUGGUCAACUCGAUCAAUUUCACUCGUCGAGCGGAGAAAUCCAUUUCCGGAAUGCAACUCAACGACCUCAAACGGGUCAUCCAGGACGAUAUCAACCGGUUUUCAGCGCUGCUUCAUCAAAAUACGGAUCCAUUGACUCAAAUCAAGCUACGAUCACUGUUAAUCGAUCUCGUCUACCAAUCGACUACCGUAGACUACCUGAACAACCACAACGUAACGAACCUUCAAGAUUGGUACUGGCUGCAACAGAUGAAAUUCUACCAAGAUCGCAAUGGAAACGUCAUCGUUAAAAUGGUCUACGCAGAGUUUGAAUAUUCGUACGAAUUUCUCGGAAACUACAACAAACUGGUCUACACAUCGCUUGCUCACAACUGCUACCUGAUUCUGACCCAAGCGAUGCAACUGGGACUGGGUGGUAAUCCCUUCGGACCCGCUGGAACCGGUAAGACCGAAUGCGUCAAAUCCCUCGGAGCUAUGCUCGGUCGACUGGUAUUGGUAUUCAACUGCGACGAAAACAUCGACACUGCCGCCAUGGCCCUGAUCCUGUCAGGUCUUGCCCGAUGCGGAGCAUGGGGCUGCUUCGAUGAGUUCAACCGAUUGCAGGAGGCUACCCUCUCGGCAAUAUCCAUGCUAAUCCAGCCGCUUCAGGUUGCCCUCAAAGACAAACAACAAGAGGUGCACUUGAACAACGAAACCGUCCCGCUGAAUCAGCACUGCUGCGUUUUUGUAACUCUCAACCCUGCUGGGGAGGAAUAUGGAGGCAGGCAACAGCUUCCACUGAAUCUGCAAGCCUUAUUUCGACCGAUCGCCAUGCAAGCUCCACGGCCACAACAGAUCGCUCGAGUUACUCUCUUCGUCGAGGGGUUCAAGAACGCGGACCGAAUCGGUAGUCAAAUCGUAGAACUCUUUGAGCUUUCGAAGAAGAUGCUCUCCAAGCAACGUCACUACGAUUGGGGACUGCGAGAGCUGAAAGCGAUUCUAUCGGCAUGCGGGUCAGCGCUGAAGGUAUCCGGAAGCUCCCUGAGCUACGAUCAAGAAGCUGGUCUUGCAGUAAACGUGAUUCGUUCCAACACAAUGUCCCGACUUACACUAUCGGAUUGUAAGCGGUUUGACAUUCUGUUGACAAAUGUGUUUCCGAACAUACAAUUAGCCGACAGUCAGAACGAAGAAUUGACAUCAAAGAUCAUGGAUGCCUUUUCGGUCCUCGGAUAUCAACAGAACAAUCGCCAGAUGGAGAAGUGCCUGGAGCUAGCGGCACAACUGCAGAAGCGAAUGGGAGUGGUGGUCAUUGGGCCUCCUCGGUCCGGGAAGUCUACCAUCAUUUCGAUCUUGAAAGAAGCACUUCUUUCUCAAGGCAGAACAAUUAGGGCGCACAUCAUCUCGCCAAAGUCGAUGAGUCGUGUUCAGUUGCUGGGAAAACUCGAUCCCGACACCCGUCAGUGGACUGACGGAGUACUGACUUCCACAGCCGUAGCCGUCAAUGCUGAACCACGAACCGUUACAUCCUGGAUCAUCUGCGACGGAGACAUCGAUCCGGAAUGGAUCGAAGCUCUCAAUUCGGUUCUGGACGACAAUCGACUGCUUACGCUUCCGUCUGGAUGGAGAAUACAGUUCGGAAGUAAUGUAAACUUCAUUUUUGAAACUCACGACUUGUCGACGGCUUCACCGGCAACCAUCUCCCGGAUGGGGAUCAUCAAUCUAAACGCAGAGGAUCUUCCAUAUCAGUUGAUCGUAAGUGCCUGGUUGGCUAAGCAAGCUGAAAACGAUAUCUUGAAGUCUUUCCUGGAGCAACACUAUUAUCGAGCAAUCGAUUGGGUCGAAGAGCACAAGCAACGUCCCCCGGGGUAUUCGACUGUAAGUCUAGCUGAAGCUGGACUUGUGGCAAUUGGUAGCAUCAAGACUACCGACCAAUUCUGUGUUAAUCUACUCUGCGGACUCAAUGGUGUAUUGAACGCAGAUAGUAAAAACAAGCUCGCGAAUCAGGUGUUUGCAUGGGCAGAUGUAACGGUUACAGAUGGCUCCGUCGCCGAGUAUCACUACUACAACAGUUUCCGAGACAUGAUCGAGCUAUACAGUACCGAUGAGAUCACUGGGUCGUAUAUCAACGAGAAUGUCUACACUAACGUCUUGGUGAAGACUCCUCUGAUGAAACUGAGCGGUGAACUGCUGAAGUAUGUACUCGAGUCCAAGGAACGCCAAGUGGCGCUGCUGAUCGGUCCUAGCGGUAAUGGCAAAAGUCUACUGCUACAAACCAUCGUCAGCGAGUUCAAUGGAUAUCAACUGGUGACCAUGAAUUGUAGUGCACAGUUAACGACAUCCAGUAUUCUGAGUACUCUGAAGCAGAACUCCCUCGUCCUCACAACGGUCAAAGGUAAAGAGUACCGACCAAAGUUCUCCCGCAUUGUUCUAUACUUGAAGAACAUCGAUCUCUGCUCGGUCGAUUCAUGGGGAACAUGUGAAGUAGUCGAACUGCUGCUGCAACUCAUCAACCGAAGCGGGUUUUACUCCGAAUCACUUGAAUGGAUCAGCGUCUCCGGAAUUCAAAUUUGCGCAUCGAUAUCCAAUCUAACCAAAUCCCAGACCUCACCUCGAUUCCUGUCAAUUUGCCACCUGGUGCAAAUCGGCUACCCAAACAAUACGGACAUGGAGAGUAUCGUCAAGAGCAUGAUCCUUCCGGUCUACAAUCAGCUCGGAAAGAGUUCGAUUAAACUGAAACUGAACGAUUUGGCCCGCUCGAUCAUGAACGUUUACUUCGAGAUCCAGGCACGUUUCAACCGAGGCGAAACGGUACACUACCGGUUCACGCCCAAAAUGAUCGAACGCUGGAUCAGUGGAGUUCUGUACUAUCCCGAGGAGUACUUCAGUCAAGCGCUGAGGUAUGAAUGCAACCGGAUCUUCCGGGACCGUCUGGUGACGGACGAUGACCGACAGACAUUUGACGAGAUCGUUCGAGAUAACCUGCGGAUGUUGUUGGAUAUGGAUCAGAGGAGCGUAUUCGUACCUAAGGAAGGUCAAAAGGAUGCUGAAUUACAACUGGUUGACAAGGAGUAUCUGAGCGACGCCGUCAAUCAAGUUAUUUCGAUGUGCAACUCGGAGGUCAUCUGCAUAGAUAUCCCAAUGUCGGAAGCUUACCUGGACACAGUUUCCUCAAUGGUUCGCACACUGUCCAGGCCUCAGGCAAACCUAGUAAUUUGUGGAAGAACCGGAUCUUGUCGUCUGGAAGCUCUUUACGUAGCAUCGUCAAUGUUGAACAUCAGAGUGGCCUUCCCGCAACCGUCCAAGAACUACGCGAUUAGCGACUUUAACAACGACUUGAAAAUUGUCAUGCAAAACUGUGCCAUAGAGAACGAACCCGUAGCGUUCUACAUCGAUCACACGGUGAUCGACUUUUUGGAAGAUGUUAUGAAGACGUCCGAAGCCAUUCUGGAAGGUGCCGACCUGUCGGACUUCUUCGGCGACGAUUUGGAGAACCUAGCGAACCCUUUGAAGGCCCAGGCCGCUCUCGAAUCUUUCCAGCUAUCUCUUUCUGCUUACUUCCUGCAACGUCUGAAGAACAAUUUUCAUUUGGUAAUCCUCUUGGAGUACUCGUCACCCAAACUACGAGAACUCUUCGAAACCUAUUCCGCAUUGUACCAAAAGUCGGAAAUGAUUUGGAUUCUCGACGAUAAGAUAACUCCCGUGGACAGUCUGGCUCGAUACUUAGGCGACACAAGCAAAACCGGCUCAGGAUCCGAGUCCCAACAAUUUCCACUGCCCGUAUUUUUCAACGACCUGCUCGACAAUGACAUCUGCCAAUGGUCACGAUCCCCCAAACGUCGAAUCCAGUUGAUUCGAUCCUACCGACAUAUUUACGAGAGUGAAAAAUCCGAAAAAGAACGCUACAAAUCCAAAAUCCAAAUCGGUGUAGAUAAACUUUCGGAAACUCAUAAAGUCGUCGAGAAGCUCAAACUCGAAGCACAGGAGAAACAGAGUGCUCUGACAGAAAAGCGCAAACUAGCUAACCAAUCGCUGGAGAUGAUCUCAACGACGAUGCGUGGUGCAAACGAUCAGAAAACGGAACUUCUAGAGUUGCAACGGAAGACACAAGAAAGUAGCGUCAAACUGAUAGAGCGGAAAAAGGUAAUCGAAGAGGAGCUCAGUCAAGUUGAACCGAUACUGAAGGAAGCCAGCGCUGCAGUGGGACAGAUCAAGACGGAAGCCCUGUCGGAGAUCCGAUCGUUGCGAGCUCCUCCGGAAACAGUUCGGGAUAUUCUGGAAGGUGUCCUGCGGUUGAUGGGGAUUCGAGACACUUCGUGGAACAGUAUGAAGACUUUUCUGGCGAAGCGCGGAGUGAAGGAGGAUAUUCGUUCACUGGAUCCUGUGAGGAUCAGCCCUGAGAACUGCCAAGCGGUCGAGAAGCUACUGCAGGUGAAGGCGGAGUCAUACGAGCAGAAGAAUGCCAAGCGGGCUUCGGCAGCGGCUGCACCCCUUGCGGCAUGGGUCAUGGCCAACGUGAAAUACUCCAAAGUAAUUCAGAGCAUUAAACCACUGGAGCGGGAGCAAAAUGAGCUGAGGGAGAACCUGGAGAAGGCCGAAAGGGAAAUGAAGUCACUGUCCAGUGGGUUGGACAACGUGAAUGAUAAGGUGAAGGAGUUGUCCGAGCAGUUGAACGUCUACACGCAGGAAGCGGCCAUGCUGGAGAUCAAACUAGAGGAUGCGAAGCAUACUCUACAUUCAGCUGAAGUGCUGGUGCAAAGUUUGAGCUCAGAAUACGUAAGCUGGAGCAAGGAAUUGGAGGAACUGAAUCAGACGAUAACUCAUAUGGACAAACGAAGCUUUCUGACGGCCUUUUGUAUUACUCACCUCUCUGAUCUAUCCCUGAAUGAGAGAAAGAACGUUUGGGACAGAAUAUCGAAGCUCACCAGAGAGGAGCCGUUUGAUCUAGACGAUCUGGUAACCAACCAGGACAAGAUCAUUUGGGAGAGCAUGGGAUUAACUGCCGAUCAACAGUACCGUGAAAAUGCCAUCGUACUUAACAGAUUUCUAUUGCUACCGUUCGAUACGACACCGAUUCCUUUGUUGGUGGAUCCCACUGAGCUUGGUCAAAAGUGGUUGACAAACUACCUGAAUCAACUCAACCGAACAUUCGAGUUGACGAGCCAGUCCGCUGAUCGAUUUAGCUACAUCCUUGAGUUGGCAAUUCGCUUCGGAAAGAUCCUCAUAGUCCGUAACGUCAACGCUAUCGAACCACCUCUUCUCUCACUGUUCUUCACCCGUAUCCAUAGCCGAUUCAACAAACGAAUGGUCCAGAUUGGCAACAAACUGAUCGAUCUUCACGACGACUUCAAGCUGAUCCUGGUAACUCAGAAUGAGCGGCUCGAGCUCGGUCCGGAGCUGCAAGCCUACUUCAUGAACCUUAUGUUCACUACCACGAUUGCUGGUCUGAAGGACGUUCUCACCUUCAAAUGGGUCUUGGCCAAAGACCCAGAGAUUGAGAAGAAACGUGUUGCACUCCUGGAGGAGGAAGGUCGAUUGACAAAAGAGAAGCGUGGCCUUCAGGAUAGUCUUCUUCAAGAACUGUCCUCUUCCCAAGGCGACAUCCUGAAGAAUGAACCGCUACUGAAUACUCUGAAUGGUAUCAAGGCCAGUGCGAGUUCGAUCGAGCAGUCUUUGACCGAAUUCGCCGGUAUCCGCGAUCAGCUAAUGGAACACUACAACCGGAGGCGAGAGUUCUGCGGUAUGGCCUCUCAGUUUUACAUGGGCAUACGGCGAUUCUACGGCAUUAACGUAUCCAAAUUUAUCAACAUCUUUCUGAGUGUCAUCGACAACGAAAAGCAUUCGAGCGUCGAUGAACUCUAUAGUUUCCUAGUUAGGAGGAUAUUUUCACUGCUUAGUCGUAGCAUUCCCAAGGAUGAACAGAUGAUUCUUGGGUUGAACAUCUGCAAACAGGCGUUCCCGCAGCUGCUUCCGGAGAAGGAAUGGGAAUCGUUUGUAUUUAACUUUACAAAUGCAGAACAUAUCACGGACAACCAGGUUCCAUCGUGGAUCAAACAGGAGAGCGUACCGAAGGUGCUGGCCAUGAAGCAACAGCAUUCGGAAUUGUACUCCAAACUGAAUUUGGACAACGUAGGCCCUUGGCAGAAGUACAUCGAUUCUGACGACGGCACCGUCCCAACUGGGGUCAGCGAUUUUCAAGCCAUUCUGGUAGCACAAAUUCUCCGACCGGACCUGCUGAUCCGGACAAUAACUCACUCAGUUCAGAACAUCCUCGGCCUCAAAACCCUCUACACGACUCGACCGUCGAUUAAAGUGCUGUCGGAGGAAAGUUUGGCAGACGAACCACUUCUACUGAUCGCCUCGUCCGGUAUUGAUCCAUCGGAGGAGGUACGAGAGUAUGCCAAACAGACAAUCGGGCUGUCCAAGUAUGCUGAGUUCACGAUCAGCAAGGGUCACGAAGGGGAUGCGAUGAAGCUGAUUAAGGAAGCUGCCACGGCCGGAGGCUGGGUUUGUGUGAAGAACAUCCACACAGUGCCGCAGUGGCUUCGUCAUCUAGAUGAAGCAUUGAAGUCGAUAAACUGGGCGGAAGGGUUCAAACUGUGGCUGACUUCGGAAACCGACAAAAACUUGUACGAGGUGUUUAUCAAAAAGUGUAACAAGGUUCUGUACGAGCCACCGACGGGGCUGAAGUACAAGAUGAAGCUACUUUUGGAUCAGCACAGUGGUACGGUGAGCAAAAAACGAGACUACAAAUCGAUCAAGAUGUACGUGGGUUUGUUCAUGUUGCAUUCGAUUGUCCAGGAACGGCGAUCGUACGUUCCGCAAGGUUGGAGCAAGUGGUACGACUUUUCCGAUUCCGACCUGCGGACAGCUAUGCAGCUGAUCAAGUAUACCGAAGGAUCCAACACGCUGAAGAUCCAAUGGCCGCUGAUACAGGGCCUUUGCGAGAAGGUUGGCUACGGAGGGCGCAUCGACAACGACAAUGACUUCGGGAAGCUGGAAUACCUACUGCGGGAGUUUUUCGAUGAGAAGAUCAUGACCAGCCGUUGGCAGCCGAUGUUCAUGAACGUCAGCUUCCCGAAUUCGAAUCAUUUGGAUGACUACAUCAAGAUUGUGGAACAACUACCGGACACGGAUACUCCCAACCUAUACGGCAUUCCGGCGUCAACGAAUGCCUCGAGAGACGUCAUUUUCUGUAGGAAUACGUUGAAAGAGCUUAGACAAAGAUACUUCAGCGGCGGGAGCACCCAGAACUACGAGAAACGCGUUAAACCCAUCAUAGGCCUGUGGAGCAAGCUAAUGAGUGGUACGAUCGCAAACCGGUUAGACACGAUCAUCGAACGCAACAAGGGCAAACAAGAUCCGUGGAUGAUCUUCGUCCUCUCGGAGCUAGCGAUCGUUCGUAAUCUGUACGACUCAAUCAACGGCAGUCUGCAGGUGAUCAAGAACUCGUUGAAGGAACUGGCGACCAUCUCCGCCAAGGACCGCACCAUGCUCACGACCAUCUGCGACAAUCAGGUCCCUCUGCAGUGGCGUCGGAUCUGGAGCGGUCCCAAGACCGUGAUCGAGUAUAUCAAAGCGAUUGGGUUCAAAACCAGGGAAACGGAACUGUUGUUCAACCGGAUCGUGGAGGAGACUCGGAUCCAGGAGAUCAACUUCAACAACCUGUUCAACGUGGAAGCCCUCCUGACGACGAUGAAAAUGAUCAAAUCGGAAGAGUUAAACGUGUCUACCACGGACCUGAAGCUUUCCGCGUAUUUCAACGAUCAUCGGCGGGAGAAGGCAAUCACGAUCGCUCCUUUGCUGAUUGAUGGAGGCUAUCUGAACGGGGGAAAACUUGCAAUUCAGCAAGGAGCGCAACAGUCGGCUGGAUCGAGCUACACCGGUAACUUCAGUUUGGACUACACCGCUUUGGACCAGGCGGUAGAUGGUCGAUCUAGAUCUGGCAGUAGUUCACGGGCGGAUCAGUUUGAGAUCCCUCUGUACAAUAACAUUUCCCGGGAUGUCCUGAUCUGUCAGAUUGCGAUCGAGAUUAGUUCGGGUCUCAGCAAGUCUCAACUGGUGGCAGCAGGAGUUGCCUUCAUCGUUCCAGAGAGCUACUAAACAAGGGACAAUUUCUUUCAACACCGUAUCAACUUACCUUGGAAUUCUACUUAACUUUAAUUGCGUGGAACUAUUUACACUGCUGUUUACAUUUGCCAGUACACGGUACAAACCUAGAUGAACACACCUUGGUAGAAGCACUUUAUCUAAUAAAGCUAGGAUUUCACAUCGGCACCAUUGCCAUUGGAAA